GCAGUUGUGAUCGAUUUGGAAGAUGCACAUGAACAGAUUGAUGCAGCCAUUGUAACAGCGUUAAGAGAAAGCAAGCCUGUCUACAUAUUAAUAAGCAGUAAUUUGGCGAGCAUUCCUCACCCUUCUUUCAUUCACAAGCCAAUUCCUUUUUUCUUGAUUCCAAGGAAGAGUAAUCCAAUGUGCUUAGAAGCAGCAGUUGAGGCAGCAGCAGCAUUUUUAAACAAAGCAGCAAAGCCAGUUUUGGUGGGAGGGCCAAAACUGCGCGUUGCAAAGGCAUGUGAUGCCUUUGUAGAACUAGCCGAUGCUUGUGACUAUGCGCUCGCAGUAAUGCCCUCGGCCAAGGGGCUUGUCCCGGAGAACCACCGUAGGUUCAUCGGUACUUACUGGGGUGCAGUAAGCACUUCAAUCUGCGCAGAAAUUGUGGAAUCUGCCGACGCUUACCUCUGCGCCGGACCAAUCCUUGACGAUCUCACCUCUGUUGGGUACUCAUUUCUCUUCAAGAAGGAGAAGGCAGUUAUUGUUCAACCACAGCGUGUGGUGAUUGGUGAUGGACCUACGUUUGGGUGUGUUCUUAUGAAGGAUUUCUUCAAAGCACUUGCCAAAAGGCUUAGGUCCAACAGAACAGCUUAUGACAACUACUACAGGUUAUAUGUUCCAGAGGGAGUUCCUUUACAGACUGGACCCAUGGAGGCAUUAAAGGUCAAUGUUCUCUUCAAGCACAUACAAAAGAUGCUGUCAGGAGACGUGGUUGUGAUUGCAGAGACAGGAGAUUCAUGGUUUAAUUGCCAAAAGCUUAAAUUACAACAAGGAUGUGGGUACCAGUUACAAAUGCAUUAUGCAUCGAUUGGAUGGUCAGUUGGUGCAACUCUUGGAUACGCACAGGCUGCACCGAAUAAACGGAUAAUUGCUUGCAUUGGCGAUGGGAGCUUCCAGAUGACUGCACAAGAAGUGUCAACAAUGCUACGAUGUGAACAGAGAAGCAUUAUCUUCCUAAUAAACAAUGGUGGAUACUCCACAGAAGCUCAGAUUCAUGAUGGGCCAUACAAUGAGAUCAAGAACUGGGACUACACUGGCUUGGUACAUGCAAUCCACAAUAAUGAAGGCAAGUGCUGGACGGCUAAGGUGCAUUGUGAGGAGGAAUUAGUAAUGGCUAUAGAGAUGGCAAUGGGGGAGAAGAAAACCUGCUUGUGCUUCAUAGAGGUGAUUGUUAAUAAGUACGACACGAGCAAAGAGCUCCUUAAGUUGGGUCCCAGGCUUGCUGCUGCCAAUGGCCGCCCUCCAAACCCUAAGUAAACCACUCACUGCUGCUAGCUCCAAAAGAAUCUGUUAUAUUAGAAGCCAUUAACAGCGUAAGUAUCCUCCUAAUCUCACUGACUUUUAAUGCGUCGAUUCUAGAAAUAGAUGCUCUGAAACACCCAUAUAUUAGUAACAAAAUUUGAUAUCAAGGUAUUGUAAUGCAAGAUCCGGAUCCUAUCCAGGGACCAUAUGGAGCUUAUUUUGCCUAUUAGUAUCUAUUCUAUUUUUACUGAAACUUCGUAUAAAUAUAUAUAUAUAUAAAAU
Ilex paraguariensis (yerba mate) is the source of this 1560-nucleotide messenger RNA. The record is from the annotation of a GenBank genome assembly. Lineage: Eukaryota; Viridiplantae; Streptophyta; Magnoliopsida; Aquifoliales; Aquifoliaceae.